This is a messenger RNA of Sinocyclocheilus grahami, 1886 nucleotides long. Its product is annotated as adenylate kinase 4, mitochondrial-like. Gene Ontology annotation, biological process: nucleobase-containing compound metabolic process. Gene Ontology annotation, cellular component: mitochondrion. The coding region runs from base 213 to 893 and encodes 226 amino acids. Gene Ontology annotation, molecular function: ATP binding; AMP kinase activity. Lineage: Eukaryota; Metazoa; Chordata; Actinopteri; Cypriniformes; Cyprinidae. The record is from RefSeq and is a predicted model, not a curated record. The transcript has 7 exons.
AGAGGAGACGCUCACGUCUACAUAAAGAGCGGUAGGCGGCGCGUCGGCGAAAGGCUGUCCAGUUUUAAUGAACAGUGACCACGGGCUCUGUCUUCAGCGUGGAAAUAACCGUUUAAUAGUACAGUAACGUAUUCUGUUGGGUGGGCCCCCACCCUCAUUCUGCACUGAAGAGCUGCUUCAACAGAAUUGUGAAUUGGCAGUUCAGUGCGGACAUGUCCAAGUUAUUCCGGGCUGUAAUCAUGGGUCCACCAGGCUCAGGGAAGGGGACCAUAUCCGAGAGGAUCGCACACAGUUUCGGCCUUAAACAUUUGUCUAGUGGAGACUUUGUACGAGAAAACAUCGCAGCGAAAACUGAGGCUGGUGUUCUAGCUAAGACGUAUAUAAAAAAAGGAUUGCUUGUGCCAGACCAUGUCAUGACGCGUCUUCUGCUGCCUAGAUUGGAGGAGAUGACCAAAUGCAGCUGGUUGUUGGAUGGUUUCCCUCGAACACUAGCUCAGGCUGAAGCCCUGAACAGUGCCUGUGAUCUGGAUGUAGCCAUCAACCUCAACAUCCCUCUGGAAACACUGAAGGAAAGGCUGCAACAUCGAUGGAUGCAUCCACCCAGCGGCAGAGUGUACAAUAUGUACUUUAAUCCUCCCCGCGUCCAGGGGAAAGAUGACAUCACAGGAGAGCCAUUGAUUCAACAGGAGGAUGACAGACCAGAAGCCCUGGUGGCCAGACUGAGACACUACAAAGAUGUUGCCAAACCUGUCAUAGACUUUUAUAAGGCUAAAAGCAUCCUGUACACAUUCUCGGACACAGAGACAGAUCGGAUCUGGCCGAAUAUCAGCACACUUCUCAGCACAAAGAUCCCCACCAUCCAAUCAGAUGCUCGUUGUGCUUCAACUCACUGAGGAAAUCCACUGAAGUCUCAUAUCAAAGACACCAAAGUGGCCUCAUCUCAGAGGAAUUACUAAUUGACCACAUUUGGUUUCCAAAGAUUCCAUGAUAGUCAUUUUUAUUAUCGCAACUUGUCCAUUGGUAGUAUAGUAUUAUUCUUCAUAGUGCUAGCUUUGAUUAUUUCUGUUUCUGAAAAGAUUUCAUACGUUUGAAGGACUUGCUCUCCGCUUUUAGCAUUUGCUGGAAUCUGGGAAUCAGUCGGUAAAAUUCAACUUAUAUCUUACAAGUACAAUAGUUGUUAAAGAGAGUUAAUGAUUCCUAGAUUUCAACUCACGAGUGCACAAAUUUAUAUAGAUGCGAUUAAAUCACAUUAGAAUAAUGAAGGGUAGACGCAUGUGACCUUGUGUAAGUGAAUGAGACAUUGAACUGUUCAAGCAUUCCAGUGAGAUUUAGUUAUUUCUGAAGGGGCUUUACUUGAUAUCAUCUCUGUCUGUGGUGUUUGCCUUUCUUAUAUAUAUAUAUCAUAGUAGUGUUAAUCAUGCUACUACACACCAUAAAAAAAUGCUAUAAUUAUUUGAUGUGUUUUACGAGCUCUAUAAUCCAAAUAUGCCUUGGAGAAGUACAAUUUCUUGAUCUGCUGAAAUUACUAUUGUGAACACCAGGCAUUAUUCUUUGAAAUACAUUGAUAGAGUGUUUACCUGUUAAAAAUCAAAUCAAUGUGUGAGUAACACUAUAGCAAAUGGCAAUAUAUAAGAAUAAUAUGAUAUAAUAAUCCUAUACCAUAUCAAAUAUUCUUUAAACACUGCCUGUUUUGGUACUGUUCAGCAUUACAUUUUUAAAAGCCAUAUCUGGGAAAACUGUUGAUAGAAAAGAAUCUAAUGAGGUUACUAGGUUAUGUAUUGUACCCAUUUAAUAACUGUGACUGUGUUCAGCCAGAACAACAGUGAUGUAUUCUUUAUCCAGAAGAUUAAAGCACAGAUUAAUCAAAAACCACAGAUUAAAUUACA